UAUGAUGUCAUAGACUGAGCAAAGCUUGUGAUAUGCAAUUUUCAGAGGCCGUAACGGCCGUGACAUGCACAUGACUUGAUGAAGAGCAGUCAUACGCUUUUCUUUGCAGCCCUCAGUUGUCUGGUUAUAGGCACUUUUCAAAAAGAUUACGAGUAUGACGUUCUAAGGACAAGUAAUGCCAAGUUGACAGCCUCGUCGUCCCUAGGGCCCGAUGCAGACUUGUCCGCAGGUAACAGCUGGUGUCCUGGACUAGAAAGCGCUCAACGCUGGAUCAAGGCUGACUUGGGCGAGAGAUAUGUACUCAACGCAAUGGAACUUACCACCACAGAGCCCGACCUCGUGUUUAGCUUCUCAUGGAGUGACACAGGCGAAUACGGCAAGUGGAUUUCCUUGGACAAAAUGAUCAAGAUCUCCAGGGCUGACGAGCCUGUUCAGAUUUUGCUGGAGAAAGUCGAGCGCAGGGGAGCAGUGGUAGCGAGCCAUGUCAUGGUGAAUGUGUCUCAGCCUUCUGGGGGGAAACUGUGUUUCUCUUUCGAACUCAGUGGAUUUCAAGACAAAUGCCUAUUUAAAUCUUGCCCUAAGGGGAGUGAGUGCACCAUUAGCAUGAUGGGAAAAGAGAACUGUCACCAAUGCAUGCCGGGAUUCCUCAAGCGCAAAGGCGAAUGCCUCGGUGUGAAUCCAUGUUUGGAUACAAGUCUAUGUGGCAGAAACGCUACGUGUGUUAGCAGCAAGCCUUUUGACUACGCCUGUUUUUGCAAGACAAACUUCACUGGAGAUGCUAAAGUGGCUUGUCGAGCAUGUGGUCCCGGCUUCGUAGAUGAUGGACAAGGUUGUUAUGAUGUUAACGAGUGCGAGACAGGGACGCACAGCUGCCAAUCAAACCAGGAUUGUAUCAAUACAGACGGGGCGCACAAGUGUGAAUGUAAACGCGGCUUUACGCCUAAGCCUAAUGGUAAAGGCUGCACGGAUAUCAACGAGUGUGACGAUCAGGCCGCCAGAAGCCUGUGUCCUUCUGACAAGACCAAAUGCAUGAACAGGGAUGGUUUCUUUGAGUGUAUGUGUAAAGCAGAUGGCUACGUGUGGUAUGAAAACGAAUGCACCGAUGUGGACGAGUGCAAAACAAACGCUCACGAGUGCAAAAACGCUUUCUGCCACAACACUCUGGGAAGUUACAAAUGCAGUUGUAAAGAAGGCUAUACUUUUAAAGAUAAGGACCCUGUACAGAAGCAAUGUGUUGAUAUGGAUGAAUGCGAGGAGCAGGAGUACCGAAAGUUGUGCGAGAUGAUGGACGCCAACUGCAAAAACACUCUCGGCUCGUACAAGUGUCAGUGUCCACUUGGUUACAGCAUGAAUAAUGAGAUGAAAAAGUGUGUCGAUCGCGACGAGUGCGCGGAAGACUGGCCGUGCAGCAAAUUUGCUUUCUGCCGUAACGAGAUAGGGACAUAUCGGUGCACAUGCAAGCCUGGGUAUGCGGGUGACGGCAAAACAUGCGUUAAAGAUCUGGCUUCGACUCAGAAUGCCGAGACUAAGAAGUUUGCUAUUUUCGCUGGCACCGGAGGAGGACUCCUCCUCAUCAUCAUAGCAGUCGUCUCCUUUGUAUUCGUAUGCCGUAAGAAGACCGCUGGUCAGGACCAGGGAGUCGUUGUCGCUGGCUUCGAUGCAGGAUUCGACCAGGCGUUCCUGACGGAUGCUAGCUUUGAGUUUUCAGGCGCAGUGGAAGGCUCAGCGGAGGGGGACUGGACCUUUAUGGAGGAGGAGGACUAUGAAGAGAUGUCUGACGAUGAUUCAGAUGACUCGGAUAUUGGCACGGUGCUUCCGAACUUUGGCUCCAUGCCAGGAGCCAGUUUGGAAUGAUUUCGCUAAAAGAAAGCUUAACGUGCAUGGAAAAGUGUGUGUGGAAAGCACUCCACUUAAAGUAUAUUUUACACAGAGAUCGCGUGUUUGAUAGAACUGUUGAAUUUGAAUUGAACUCUAUUCAAGGAAAAUACGAUACCUACUACAAAAAUAAUAUCUUUUUGGAGAUCUUUUUGGACAAAUGUUGAAACUGCUGUCUUAGCAAAAUAAUUUUUUUUUACUGCCUUCUUUCAAUAAAGUUACCUUGCAAGUAA
This is a messenger RNA of Nematostella vectensis (starlet sea anemone), 2108 nucleotides long. RefSeq names its product adhesion G protein-coupled receptor E2. The transcript has 12 exons. Bases 79 to 1854 code for a protein of 591 amino acids. Lineage: Eukaryota; Metazoa; Cnidaria; Anthozoa; Actiniaria; Edwardsiidae. The record is from RefSeq and is a predicted model, not a curated record. Gene Ontology annotation, molecular function: calcium ion binding.